AUGGUGCCUGCGAGGAUCCCGCAAGGGACCGACGAAGAGCUAGGCAAGAAAGAUGACGACCAUCGCUUCCCAGACCAUCCACGCUUCAGACCGAUCCACCCCUCCCGAAUACCUCGUCCUCGACGACUUCUAUUUAUUAUUCUUAUACUUUUCGCGGUCUACCAAUUCUUCAAGCAUAUGCCCACCGAUCUUACUCCAGCUGCCGAACGAUACAAUCCGAAGAUUGCAAGCCUCAAGCACCAAAAUCCUAUUUCGUCCCCUCCCGGACCAAAUCAGUCGCCGCCUAGACCCAAGGUUGAGUCUUCUUUGAUGAGCGAUGGUAAAGACCAUGAGAUGAUUACAGAGGUAAAUUAUGAUGGGAAGAUUAAAUUCUAUGAGUUGGCGCAGUCUCUCCCACACCGUGAACAUGAUGCGAAUACGGCCAGCCGUGCGGUUGUCUUUGCUGCGUCUAGUUUACAUAGCGUCUCAGACAUGCUGCCCUUGGCCUGUAAAAUGGCAACAAAGCAGUUGAAUCAUGUUCAUUUCGUCUUGAUGGGGAAAGACGAAGUGUCCAUUCGAGGCAUUAAACAGGUCAAUGGCAUUUAUGACUCUGACUGUCCAAUAACCUGGCAUGACAGUCGACCCGACCGUGCUCCUGAGUCCAGUCAUGCUCGCAUGGAACGAUCAGUGGCAGGUGGCCUCGAAAUUCUUCAAUCCUAUAUCCUUCCGGAAGUUAUCAUCACACAGAGUCAGGAGUGGGAGAAUUCGUUCUUUUGGAAUGGUGUAAACGCUCAUAAAUGGAAAUUCGGGACCCCCCAUAUUGCACUUCCAACAGCUUCAAUCAAUGUCAUGUGGAUUGCAUUGGUCGAUAGCACUGCAUUGCAAGUUUGGAAUGAUAUCAAGGUUGAUAUAGUUGUCCACGCAUCUGAAUCAUUUAGCUCGUUGAUUCGACUUAUUCGGUCAUUAGAUGCAGCCGACUAUCUGGGAUCAACACCUAGUCUAACUAUCGAGCUUCCUCAAUCGGUCGAUCUUGAACUACUUAGAGCCUUGCAGGACCUAAAGGGGCUGUCUCAGCUUGCGGGACAAAUCACUCUCCGACAUCGUAUCCAACCCCAUUUCGUGGACCCCGCUGAGUCUUCUCUUCGAACCGUGGAAUCCUUCUAUCCCCUAAACCCGAAGGUUUCUCACUUGCUCCUGCUUUCUCCACAGACAGAACUGGCCUCAUCAUUCUAUCACUAUCUCAAGUACAGCAUUCUUUUCUACAAGCAAUCAGCCCGUGCUCAACGUGAUACAUCAAAAUUACUCGGGAUUUCGCUAGAGCUCCCGUCCGUCAAACCAACAUCUGAUUAUGAACAAUUUGAUCCACCGUCUUUGCAGGCUUCGGACGAGGCUCGACCGAGCGGUAAAGAAUUUGUCCCAACCUUUUUAUGGCAGUCACCAAAUAGCAACGCUGCUUUGUAUUUCGGUGAUAAAUGGGCCGAAUUCCAUUCUUUCCUAUCCAGUCGCUUUGGUCACUCCGAGGUUAUCACAAAUAUACCCUCCCAGGAGAAACUCAUUUCUAAGAAAUACCCAGCUUUCUUGGAAUACCUCCUUGAGAUGAUCCGUGCCAAGGGUUAUUACAUGGUCUAUCCUUCAUUUCCAGGGCGUAUGGCGGUAUCUCUGGCAACGGUACAUUCUGAUAUUUAUCACCUACCAGAAGAAUUUGCUCACGGCGAGAGUCCGAACAAAUUGGACGAUGCAUCCAUCGAGGAAAUAAACAGCGCUGAUCAGCCUCUUCAGCCGCCUCCAACCGCUUUUGAGGCGUUAUCAGCCGAGAGACCAACUAGCCAUGCAUCAACCAUUAUGUCUCUUCUCGACAGCUUUGAACUGGGAUUCCAGGAUGUAGAUACUUUGCCACUCGUUUCCUACAGCGGCGAGCACUUGUCAGCAGAGACACUCGAUAAACAGACUAAGGAAUACGCCAAAGAAUUCAGAGUUCGCUAUGGACGCUGUUCUGAUGAGGCAGAGAGUGUGAAUGGUCCCUCGGCAAAUUUGUUUUGCCAUUCUGAAUGA
Molecule: messenger RNA, 2031 nt
Organism: Penicillium macrosclerotiorum
Lineage: Eukaryota; Fungi; Ascomycota; Eurotiomycetes; Eurotiales; Aspergillaceae
Exons: 3
Coding region: 1-2031 (676 amino acids)
Source: RefSeq, a predicted model, not a curated record